This is a messenger RNA of Fusarium tjaetaba, 2184 nucleotides long. Its product is annotated as positive regulator of purine utilization. Gene Ontology annotation, biological process: positive regulation of transcription by RNA polymerase II; DNA-templated transcription. Bases 1 to 2184 code for a protein of 727 amino acids. The record is from RefSeq and is a predicted model, not a curated record. The transcript has 5 exons. NCBI's taxonomy places the organism in Eukaryota, Fungi, Ascomycota, Sordariomycetes, Hypocreales, Nectriaceae. Gene Ontology annotation, molecular function: DNA-binding transcription factor activity, RNA polymerase II-specific; sequence-specific DNA binding; zinc ion binding.
AUGAGAACCAUGGACGACAACGUGACAGCCACUGAAGACCGGUUCCCAAUACGUCUCGAUGGUCUUGGUUCCAUUGGAAGGCAAUCCGACACUGCAGGCCGCAAGGGCCGCGUAGCAUUGGCCUGCAAACGAUGCAAGAGACGUAAACAGCGGUGUGAUGGCUCGCAUCCAACGUGUAAGUCCUGCGAAAGAGUCGGUACUCCAUGUAUCUACGAGAGAACAAUCCGACCGCAAUACCCAGGCGGCAAGACACUAUACAUCAAUGCUCUUGAAGAGCGUAUCGCGUUCCUUGAGGCAAGAUUGCCAGAUCAUGCGCAAGAUCAUUUUGAGACCCUCGCGCCUUCUUCUGUUGUUGAUGGUCAAGAUCAUGACGCUGUCAAUGUUCAGACUUAUCCUGAGUCUUCGUCAUCGCACCGUGGUUCUGUAUCUGAAGAUCUGGAUGGCUAUGAACGCAAUUCUAUCAUUGAUGGCGUCGCAUACCUCUCACUCUGCGCCUCCGGUACCGCAGAAGCAACACCCGAUCCAUCAUAUCUGGGCUCAAGUUCUGGCGCUGCCAUUGCUCAAAUGAUACAGCGAUCAAUAUUCCAUAACUCCAGAAAUGGCAUCACUCGUCCGAGCAAUUUCCCAAGACAACCCAAUCCCUCUGUCGACCCAUAUCUCGAAAGCUUAGCACCUGCACUACAUCUUCACCCUGAUGAACCAUCCCACGGCUUUCCCUUCCCAGAUGAAGCUCGUCAUCUCUUCGACAUAUUCUUCGAUCGAAUGCAUACCCGAUGGCCAAUCCUAGACAGGAAGAAAUACACUGAGCUUUUCGAACUCCAGUAUCAGCAGGGCGCUUUAUCCAUAACCCAAAGAAGUAUCAUGCAUCUCAUCUACGCUAUCACCGCGCGGUUUGAACAGCUUACUCGCAAGCCAUCACAAGUCGAUCCCGAAAAACAUUUACUAGCAGCGAUUGAACCAAUGGAUCACAUCCUAGAACAGCAUAAUCUUGCUACUGUUCAGUUCCUCUUGUUGCUAGCUGUUCAUGGACAGAGAUCACCUUAUGGGGCUGGUGCUUGGAGUCAAGUUCGCUAUGCGGUUUCUCUCUGCAUUGAGCUUGGUUUGCACCGUGAGCGGCAAGGACCACCGCCUAGUGCAGAUAUAGCGAGAGACUUGGAGAUUCGUCGACGAGCGUUUUGGUCGUGUUAUUGUCUUGACCGGGGGACAAGCGUGGUGCUUGGUAGGGCGUUUGCGAUAUCUGAUAGAGACAUCAAUGUUUCGAUGUCAAACCCUGGACGAGAAUAUUGGGACUUGACGCAUGCAUUAUCUCCGUGUGACGAUCAUGCAGUGGAGUGGUGCAACAUCGAACCUUUCAUUCAUAUCAUCAAGCUCGAGAAGAUCCAGUCCCGCAUUCACCGCACUGUUUUUAGGGUCGAUAAGGAUAUCUUCUCUGGUCCAGUUGAAGAACGCGUCAAGCUGGAUCAAAAGAUGGCUUCUAUACGAGCAGACCUCGAUAGAUGGAUUCAGACGACGCCUCAGUCGCCCAAAGAUAAUGGCAAGAUCACUUGGCUAUACGAUCCCGAGAGUACGAACCAGGAUGCUGGUGACUUUUACAGUCUCUGUUUCGUCGCUGGGCUCACUCUGAUGUACUGUAUCUGGAAGGACAAGAGCCUAUUCAGCUAUCACGUUGUCGAGGCUACGCAAGCAUGCUCUCAGAGUCUCACUGUCUUUGGCGAAAAGUGGGCUGGCGCCGUCAAGUACCGCGAUAUCUUUGACGCAUUAUCUGGUAGUCUUCUAAAGACGCUAAUGAGCCCUGGUGGAUUGUCUGGUGAUACGGGAAUGGGUGCACAUCAGACUCCCCCUCUGCAGGCCAAGUUCGAGCGGCCGGGUUACAGCGCCAGCCCAGGGUUAUCGUCUCAUCAGUCCGGCGCCACUUUGCAAACUAGCAAUGAGGCAGACGAUGUCACAAUGCGUGAUCUUGUUUCGGACGCCGUUAAAGAGGCCUUUAUGGAGGUUGAUGAGGAAGCACCUGGUGGUUGGCAUGGCUGGCACAUGUGGAACGAGAUGCUAGGUGAAGAUCCUAGUGCUUCAGAACUGUCCACCUCAAACGUGUUCUCUGGAGCGGCGAAGGGCUGCAAAGAUGUUUGGAACUUGUCGCAGGGAGACUUGGACCUGAGCAGAGGUUGGGACUUCAGCGGACAGUGA